Messenger RNA from Hippopotamus amphibius kiboko, 1500 nucleotides. RefSeq names its product tektin 4 (gene TEKT4). The record is from RefSeq and is a predicted model, not a curated record. The coding region runs from base 99 to 1442 and encodes 447 amino acids. The transcript has 6 exons. Gene Ontology annotation, biological process: cilium movement involved in cell motility; cilium assembly. NCBI's taxonomy places the organism in Eukaryota, Metazoa, Chordata, Mammalia, Artiodactyla, Hippopotamidae. Gene Ontology annotation, cellular component: microtubule cytoskeleton; sperm flagellum; nucleus.
GUCCUGCUUGGGGACAGAGUGGCUGAAGCUACCCUGCUGACGGUGCUGAGCGGCCCUCCUCCCUCUCUCUCCCCUCCUACCCGUGCCCAGGCAGCACCAUGGCACAGACAGACAUACUCCUGACCAAGGAGCCUGCCCCGCAGACAGUGCCAGCAUGCCAGCUGCCUCACAAGCUGUACGAUGUGGCCCGGAACACGGGUGCCCACACGUCCUCGGGCCUGGCCACCGCUGGGUUCCGCACGGCCAAGUACCUGGUGGAUGAGUGGUUCCAGACCUGCUAUGCCCGCUACCACCAGGCCUUCGCCGACCGCGACCAGUCAGAGCGGCAGCGCCAUGAGAGCCAGCAGCUGGCGGCAGAGACUGAGGCGCUGGCGCAGCGCACGCAGCAGGAUUCCACGAAGAAGGUGGGCGAGCGCCUCCAGGACAUGCACUGCUGGAAGUCGGAGCUGCAGCGCCAGGUGGAAGAGCUGGUCGCGGAGACCGACCUGCUGCUGGUCCAGAAGCAGCGGCUGGAGCGCGCCCUGGACGCCACGGCCGUGCCCUUCUCCAUCGCCACCGACAACCUGCAGUGCCGGGAGCGCCGCCAGCACCCCGACCUCGUGCGCGACUGCGUGGAAGUGGAGCUGCUGAAGGAGGCCGAGCUCAUCCGGAACAUUCAGGAGCUCCUGAAAAGGACCAUCAUGCAGGCAGUGAACCAGAUUCGGCUGAAUCGAGAGCACAAGGAGACCUGCGAGAUGGACUGGUCCGACAAGGUGGAGGCCUACAACAUCGACGAGGCCUGCUGCCGAUACCACAACCAGAGCACCGACGUGCAGUUCUACCCGCACUCCGCCAAGUUCGAGGAGAGUGCCUCCACGCCCGAGACCUGGGCCAAAUUCACCCAGGAAAACCUGCACCGCGCCGAGCGCGAACGCCUGGCCUCGGUCAACCUGCAGAAGCUCAUCGACUGCAUCCUGCAGGACACAUCAGAAGACCUGCGACUACAGUGCGACGCCGUGAACGUGGCCUUCGGGCGACGCUGCGAGGAGCUAGAGGACGCGCGCCACAAGCUGGAGCACCACCUGCGCAAGACGCUGCGGGAGAUCACGGACCAGGAGCACAAUGUUGCGGCACUGAAGCAGGCCAUCAAGGACAAGGAGGCACCUCUGAAGGUGGCCCAGACCCGCCUGUACCAGCGUUCUCACCGGCCCAACGUGGAGCUGUGCCGAGAAGCUGCCCAGUUCAGGCUGGUGAGCGAGGUGGAGGAGCUGAACCUAUCCCUGGCGGCACUGAGGGAGAAGCUUCUGGAAGCAGAGCAGUCUCUGCGCAACCUGGAGGACACGCGCAUGAGCCUGGAGGAGGACAUCGCCAUCAAGACCAACAGCCUCUUCAUCGACCGUCAGAAGUGCAUGGCCCACCGCGCCCGCUACCCCACUGUCCUGCAGCUGGCUGGCUACCAGUGACCUGAUGGGCACCCUGGCGGGUGCAGUGACCCAUCUCCCCCUCAAAUAAAGAGCAUGU